AUGAAAGUGUUGAAUUCAAAUAGCGUUGUUUAUGCUGCUGUGUUACUUAGCGAUUUAUCUAAUGGUUUAUCUCUGUUUGGUAACAAGAAACCACAAUUGACUAAAAGAGAUGGUUCUGAAAUUGAUAAUUUUAUUAAAUUUAAAUUCGAUAAAUCUUAUGGUGAUUCUUAUAAGAACUCUUCAAAAAGAAAUAAACCUAAAUUAGAUAUUGUCAAAAGAGAUGGUUAUGAAGAAAUCGAAUUGAAAAAUGAGUCUUCUUUCUAUUCAAUUAAAUUGUCUAUAGGUACUCCUGCGCAAAAUGUUACAGUUCUAAUCGACACAGGUUCUUCGGAUCUAUGGGUCACUGGUUCAGAUAAUCCAUUAUGUUCUUCGGAUGAUGCUACGUUCACUGGCUCAGAUGGUAGUUCGCAAUCCUCUAUUGAUUGUAGUUUGUACGGUACUUUUGACAUUGAUGAUUCAUCAUCCUUCACUUCAAAUGACACCAGUUUUGCUAUUACUUAUGGUGAUGGUAGUUAUGCUCUGGGCAAUUGGGGUCAAGAUGUUUUAAGUUUGCAAGAUAUAGAUGUCACUGGUUUGUCAUUCGCUGUUGCAAACUACACAAACUCUACCGUCGGUGUCUUGGGUAUCGGUUUACCAAGUUUGGAAGCCACUUAUUCAGGUUCUUUAGCAGGAUCAAAUCCCUAUCAAUAUGAUAAUUUGCCAUUAGUCUUGAGAAACUCAGGAGCUGUUAAAUCAUAUGCUUACUCUCUGUUUUUAAAUGAUGAGGAUUCAAGCGAGGGUUCCAUCUUAUUUGGUGGUGUCGAUCAUUCAAAAUAUGAAGGUACUUUAAACACUCUGCCAUUAGUCAAUUAUCAAAAAUCAAGUGGUUUCCAGUCACCAUAUGAAUUCGAUAUUACUUUACAAGGUUUAGGUAUCAGUACCUCUUCCAAAAAUACCACCGUAUCUGAUACCCAAAUUGUCGCUCUAUUGGAUUCUGGUACUACCUUAACGUAUUUACCAGUUACAUUAACCUCUUUAUUAGCUGCCGAAUUAAAUGCAAGUUAUUCUGCAAGACUAGGUUACUAUACUAUGUCCUGUCCAAGCUCUUCUGACUCUACUGAAAUCGUUUUUGAUUUUGGUGGUUUCCACAUCAACGUCCCAUUAACAAGUUUCAUUGUUACUUCUUCUAUGAAUGUUUGUAUUUUGGGUAUUAUACCACGUUCCGGUGAUCAAGCUAUUUUAGGUGAUUCUUUCUUACAACAUGCUUAUGUCGUCUAUGAUUUAGAGAAUUUAGAAAUUUCACUGGCUCAAGCUAAAUAUGGUUCUUCUUCUGAAGACAUUGAAGCCAUUGUUUCUUCUGUUCCAAGUGCUGUGAGAGCAGCUAGUUAUUCCAACACUUGGAGUACUGCUGCUACCAUUAAUAGUGGUGGUGACAUUUUCACCGUCUCAACUACUGCUUCUAACGGAACUACCAGUAGCGGCAGCAGUACAAGAAGCUCGACAUCUUCAAGAAGAACAGGAACGGCUACUUCUUCAAGCACAGGCUCGGCUAAAGAUAGUUCUGCUUCAUCGCUUAGGCCUAGCUCAUCUACAAUCGAUAGUGUAUCUGGCAGCUCUGGCAGCAGCAGCAGCACCAGCUCUACUUCUAUAAGUAAUUCAGCUACCACAUUAGCUUCAACUACUCGUUCUUCAUCUACUUCGUCUUCCUUAUCUACUUCAACAUCAAGUUCCCGUACAAGUUCUUCGAAUAGCAAUUCAAAUGGUUCAAACAUAAUUGUCCCUUCUUUUAUUACGAUUUUAGCAUCCCUUUUUUAUUUUAUCUAG
Molecule: messenger RNA, 1803 nt
Organism: Tetrapisispora phaffii CBS 4417
Lineage: Eukaryota; Fungi; Ascomycota; Saccharomycetes; Saccharomycetales; Saccharomycetaceae
Product: pepsin-like aspartic protease
Exons: 1
Coding region: 1-1803 (600 amino acids)
Biological process (GO): proteolysis
Molecular function (GO): aspartic-type endopeptidase activity
Source: RefSeq, a predicted model, not a curated record